AUGGCGAACGGUGAGGAUGAUGAUAGAUCUGAGGUUUGGUUUGAGAUGGAGAGCAUGACUAUAGAGGUAAUGCAAGACAGAGGACUUAAUGCAGAGGAUGAUUGUUAUGGAGGAGUUAUAGUUAACGUGGAAGAGCCAAUGGAUUCCAUGGUCUUUUCUUCUCUGCUAAAAUCAUCAAUGUCAAAUUGGCAGGAACAGGGAAAGAAGGGAGUGUGGAUCAAGUUGUUACUGCAUCAAGACAAUCUGAGAUUUUAUUCUGAUCUUUUUUUGCAGGCUGGAUUUAGGUACCACCAUGCUGAACCGGAUUACUUGAUGCUUGUGCAUUGGAUUCCCAACACUGCUGAUACUCUUCCUGCAAAUGCUUCACAUCGUGUGGGGAUCGGUGCAUUUGUCAUGAAUGACAAUAGAGAGGUGCUUGUGGUUCAGGAGAGCAAUGGUUGGUUCAAAGGUAAAGGUAUAUGGAAGUUACCUACUGGGACUGUUGAGGAGAUAGGUAUUUUAAAGUCCAAUGGUGAGGAUAUUUCUACUGCUGCUAUUAGAGAAGUUAAAGAAGAAACAGCAAUAGAGACAGAAUUUGUUGAAGUUUUAGCUUUCAGGCAAAGCCAUGAGGCUUUCUUCCAGAAAUCAGAUUUGUUCUUUGUUUGCAUGCUACGACCACGUUCCUUCAAUAUUCAGACUCAAGCCUCUGAAAUUGCUGCAGCUCGGUGGAUGCCAGUCGAGGAUUAUGCAGCCCUACCCUUUGAGAAACAAAACUUAGGCUUCGACUCGAUUACGAAAAUAUGCUUAGAGAAGUUGGAUAGGAACUAUACUGGCUUCUCUCCUCUACCCACAAUUUCAUCUUCUGGCGAAAAAACCUUCCUGUAUUUCAACAAACACCACGCUAACCACUUGUUUGCUUCCAAAAAAUCACCAAGCUUGACGUGUAAUUGCUGGUGCUAUGACUAUGAGACCUUCGUGGAUUAUUAA
Messenger RNA from Prosopis cineraria, 966 nucleotides. Its product is annotated as nudix hydrolase 7-like. The transcript is spliced from 9 exons. Lineage: Eukaryota; Viridiplantae; Streptophyta; Magnoliopsida; Fabales; Fabaceae. Gene Ontology annotation, molecular function: ADP-ribose diphosphatase activity; NADH pyrophosphatase activity; NAD binding. Bases 1 to 966 code for a protein of 321 amino acids. The record is from RefSeq and is a predicted model, not a curated record.